UCUGUCGUCUGUCUGUGUCUGUGGUCAUAACCCACCCAACCAAACCCAAACCCCUGAAUCAAAACCUAAAUAUAUUAAAAUGUAUUUGUUUCAUUUCUUUAAUGAAAAAAUCUACGUUCAUGCUAAAUAGAAAAUCUCUUACUGUAACCAGAUAACUUCAAUAGGUACUUGUUUUAUAUUACAUAUUAUGUAUAUUAGUUUUACAAUAAAUAACAAUACACGUACACAACAUCACAUAACAAUAAAUUAUGAUUAUACUAAAGGACUAAACUAACCCAAUAUAAACCUCAAGAUGUCUGAAAGAAAGGGAACAAAAGCACUUGAGCUAUGGUGCAAGCGUUUAGUGCGAGAGUGUCCAAAUGUACAAAUAGAUAACAUGACAACAUCAUGGAGAAAUGGGUUAGCCUUUUGUGCAUUAGUUCACCACUUCAGGCCAGAUUUAAUAGAUAUGUCUUCAUUGAAACCAGAAAAUGUGUAUGAAAAUAAUCAACUGGCAUUUAGUGUUGCUGAAAAACAUCUAAGUAUUCCAGCCUUAUUGGACCCUGAGGACAUGGUGGCAAAUGAAGUGCCGGACCGGCUCUCUGUGUUGACAUACUUAUCUCAGUUCUACCAACGUUUGGGGCAUACUGUUAACCAAAAAGUAAAUGAAAAUGACAGCAGCAUUCCUUCACCUGAUGUUAAAUCUUCAACAUCAUCUAAACCUGAUAGCUUUCCUCUAUUUGGCAAGUCUGGUCUGGACAAGUGCGCGGCGUGCGACCAGCCGGUGUACCUCGCGCAGAGACUCAUUGUCGCACAAAAACUGUACCACAGAAGAUGUUUCCGCUGCUCAAAGUGCUCAGGUCAUCUAAACCCAAACAAUUUUAAAAACUUUGUGGGUUCUGAAUUUGUGUGUGAAAGCUGUAAAUCAGAUAAAGCUAUGAUGAAACUGUUCAAUAAUAAUAAUGACCAAAUGGGCAUGCUUGCAUUCACUGAUGAUGAUGCAGAGGAAACAAAUAAAGAGACACAUGCUGUGGUACCAGUGGUAGAGAAGCAGAAAGGAAGACCACAUUCAAUUUUGGAGAAAAUAAAUAUGUUCGAGAGUAAUAUAGAUAAAGAGGAAGAUGUAAGCAGUAAAUUAGACAAUCUAUCAUUGAAAGAAUCAAUAAGCGAUAAUACAGAUACUAAACGGAAAUCAGUGAGCGCAGCUAUUACCAGUCAAGUAUCCAAGUGUGAAAUUUUACCAGUUCAGCCAUCUGAUCACCUGGCACAAGAAGUUGCUAGUAAAAUAAAUGUUGAUCGUGAAACGAAAACAGAUACUAAACUGAAUAUGCCCAAUGCCCCAAUUGAAAAUGACAGAUUCAUUCCAAGAAAGUCCCCAGAUAAUGUAUACAAAAGUGAUGCCAAAAAGUAUUCUUUUUUAAAAACCCAAUUGCUAGGCGAGACUGAAACAGAUAAUACUGGGAACCUUAAUGACAAUGAUAAUCAUGUAAAAGAUUGUAGUGAAAAUGAUCAAGACUGUGAGACAGAACAUUGUAGUGAUAGUGAUAAUACUAAAGUUAAUAAUGAAAGUAACAUAACAGAUGAUGUACGUUUAGCUAAAAAUGAGAAAUUAGAAGAUAAUUAUAUACAUUCCAGUAAUGAUGUUAAACUAGAGGAACAUUUAGAAACAAGCAUAAGCAUUCCCCCAAGGAGAAAGAAAAAGUUACCUUCUGAAAAACUUUCAUCUGCUGAAAAAGCAAGUGAGGAUGUAAAAGAGAACAAACCAAGAGAUAAGGAAUAUCCACUGCAUUUGAAUCCUUUUUCGGAAGAUGAAGAUGAGGAUGAAGACCCGGUGUCUCAGAGGAGAGAAAGCACGAAUCCGUUUGGCAGUGAUGACGAUGACGAGGAUGAAACGCCGGCGUCGGACACCGUGUCCAGCGCUUCAGGCACCCCCAUGAAACGACUAAUAAAGGCGCCAAAUCCGUUUUGGUCAGACGGCGAAGAGCCAUCUUCUGAUGAGGAAGAUCAUCAUCAAAAUAACAGGUCCUCGCUAUACUCUUCAUCCGUGGCGACGAGCACGCCCCACCGCGCGGUGAAGAAGCGCGCGCCGCCGCCGCCCGCCAUCACCGUGACGUCACUGGCCGACGUGCCCGCCACGUCCAUGGACGACGUGGCCAGCCUCUCCUCGCUCAGCUCCUACAGCUCCACCGUGCACUCCGACCAGAAGUCCCACGGCAAGCUGACCCCGCAGUCGCGCAAGAAGCGUCCGGCGCCGACGCCGCCCGACGGCGUGUCGCGCGCCGGCGACGGCUCUAUGGAACGCGGGGUGGACCCGGAACUACGGGAUGGUUGGCGUCGCAAGGGCCCGGCGCCAGGCCUGCCGCUGCCGGCGCGGCGCGCGGUGCGGCUGCAGCUGUCCCCCACCGCGCUGCAGACGCAGCUCGAGCUGCUGGAGACGCAGCAGCUGGGCCUGGAGCGCCAGGGCGUGCUGCUCGAGCGCAUGAUCCGGGACAAGUGCGAGGGUGAGGACCCGCCGUCGGCGCCGCCGGAGGAGGUGGAGGAGCUGGUGAUCCAGCUGUGCGAGCUCGUCAACGAGAAGAACGACCUGUUCCGCAAGCAGACCGAGCUCAUGUACAUUCGUCGUCAGCAGCGGCUGGAGCAGGAGCAGGCGGACAUCGAGCACGAGAUCCGCGUCAUACAGUCGCGCCCCGCCGUCAACCGCAUCGAUGCCGACAAGGCACGCGAGGAGCAGCUGGUGUCGCGGCUGGUGCAGAUCGUGCGGCUGCGCGACGAGCUGGUGCAGCAGCUGGACGCCGAGCGCCGCCGCGAGCGCCAGGAGGACUGCGCCAUCGCCGCCUCCAUCGCCAGCAAGCGAGCACAAAGACACAGCGAGUCAAACAGCUCUUCAAUGAAGUCGGUUGAAGUUGUGGAGACACCUAAGAAGAGUAAAGUGAAGGACAAAAUGAAGAAACAGUUCAAAAAAGCUAAGCACACACUCAUUCCGAAGAAAAAGGACUCAACCCCAGAGAAGAAAGACGGCGAAAAGAGCCCCGAAAAAGAUAAGAAGUCUAAAAGCAAAGAGCUAGUACACGCCUAAAUUGUAAGAGAAAACUGACAUGAAUCUAUUUGUCGAUCUGUUUCAUAAUAUCUACCAAAGUUAAGGUAAACUACCUAAAAUAAUAACGCACUUUCAGAGACCGAAUGCAUAUUGUAUUGAACGGUUAGUCAAUUUUGAAUGGCCUUAGUAGGUAAAUGAUAUACAAAAUUAGGUCCGUCUUGGUUCUCCCCUUGCUUAUACUAGGUAAGUACCUAUGAUGCACACAGUAUUUUUAAUUGUUCAGUUAACUGACACAUCCACAAAGAAACACGGGAUGAUUGGAUAAAACAGGUUUUCUCAGAAAAUCAGAUACUAAAAGCACUUUUAACAAGCAGUACGUACACUCAAGAUCAAACGUAUCAUUAUUAUUCAUCAGAAAAAAGUAAUCUUUAAUAACAACGGCAUUGUUAAAUUACAUUAUAAAUUUCAUAGUUGAUUUAUUUACUACAACUAGACUAGUUGAUCUGAUGUACCUAAGUACGUAACAACACGAUUAGAUAUUUUUUUUACUAAGUAAAGACAUUUAUAAAUUACCGAUUUGGAUAUUAUUUUUAGGAUUAGUUAAAAUAUGUAUUAAAGCGGCUCGAAAUUCUUAUAAAAAUGUACUUAUUAAGACUGAUACAUUCCACUACUUGUGUCAUAAAAUUGUUGAACAAUAAUGUUGACGUCAAUUUAUACUUAUUGUAGUAGUAAAGUCCACAUGUGCCAGGAUUCAUUUUGCUGUAAUGCGAAACUUCUAAAGCCAUAUUCGCUUAGUCCAGUUUGGGCGAUGUCAGAAUUCUAAGUCUUGUUUUAGCUAUAGCUACUGUAUGUUCAUUUAACCACGCACAAACUAAUCUACACGGUCGUGCAAGUUUUUCUGCACUUUUACUUAUAUUUUUUUUAAUAUUCACAGUAUCAUUAUAUACUUGCUGAAGCUUCGAAACACCAGCAGAUGAUUAUGUAUAUUUAUUAUUAUUCGAAUUUAUUACCGUAUUUUUGCGGGUUACAUUUAUUUUAAUACUCUUUGUCUUCCGAAUUUAAGCAUAUCUUAUUUUUUAUUGUUAUUCAUUAAAGCAAAAUACUUACUUAUUGACUUAUAAACACAGGGUUAGCAUAGCUUAGCUCGCUGAAUGUAAAGAUAGAUAUUAAAGAAAUAUUCAUACCUACUUGUUAACAUUUACUUGUUAUUUUCAUAAGAAAAAAUAUUAUUUUAAUAUGUAUAAACCACUUAAGCGCACGUACAUGUAGUGUAGUAAAAUAGUUAUGUAUUAUGUUUACAGAUUUAAAUUAAUAAACUUUGGUUAAAAUA
Molecule: messenger RNA, 4346 nt
Organism: Plutella xylostella (diamondback moth)
Lineage: Eukaryota; Metazoa; Arthropoda; Insecta; Lepidoptera; Plutellidae
Gene: MICAL-like
Product: MICAL-like protein
Molecular function (GO): protein binding
Source: RefSeq, a predicted model, not a curated record